AGGGGGACAGAACUUUCUAUGAGGCAUGUGUAUAAAAUCACUCCAGUCAGUCAGUCAGUCAGUCAGAGUUUCAUCGACAGACACCUGGAUUAAUCAGUCUCCCAGCAGCUGUCAAUCAUCUCGCGCGCUCACAGUCAGACUUUAUAUUUGACAUCUUUUUAAUUCACGCGUCAGAUAUUUGUUAUUUUCUCCUGUUUAGUGCGCUCCAGCAGGCGCUAUUCAAGUUUGAGGGGGAAAAACUUUAGGAGAGUUUCCUAAAGCACCGGACAGCGCACAAAAUAAAAGGAGUGAUUAUGUCCAAUCCCAAAACUACAUAAGAGAUCUCAAAGAAAAAAUAACCGGAUAAGAAGGGAAAUAGAAGAUUUUGUCCAAUUAAAAUGUAUCGCUGGAAAGUUGAUCAGGUUGCUGUGCUGCUUUUAUUGGCUGUCGCAGUGGGCAAUGCUCAGGUGCUGGACCGAACACUCAUUCUGUCCAAUGAGAGGAGCUCUAUCGAGAGAACAUACGAGCUGACCAAAUACCUGGACCACCAGCUGAAGGAGAUCAGAGACACUUACCUGUCGUAUCUCGGGCCUCCAUUCAGUGAUCCUGGCUUCUCUCCUCCACGUCCCAACAGCUCGUCUCUGUCCGUGCCCAGCGCAGCAACACGUGUGGACUUAUGGCGCGGGCUGGAAAAUGGUGCUCGUCUGGCACAGAACCAGCAUGCAUACAGCAUUCUUCUCUGUGCGGUGAGGGAGUUGGCGCGCUCCACCCUGUGCCCGUACCUUCAGAGCUCCCUCCUGCACUUCUGCUCUGGCCUCAGCGGGUUGCUUGGCUCAAUAUCUGGGCUUAUGAACGCCCUGGGCUACACCAACCUGCCAUCCUCCACAGGAUACGCCACCCCUGCUCAAGGAUACGCCCCAGCCAUGUCAUCACAGUUUCAGGGCGUGAGUGAGAACAGCCCUGCCCCUUUACGGAGUUACGUCCCUCGAAAUCAAGGCACUAAGACUGCCUCGGGUGUGAGAGAGGGAACGACUCGGGCGGAUCUUAAGCGGGACAGAGAGAAGGAGAGGGCGGAGAGGGGGAGAAGAGGGAGAAGAAAAGAAGGAGAGAGUUGGGUCACCAAAGAAGAGGGUGAGAAGGAGGAAGGAAUGGAGAGAUGGGGCAAACGGAGAAGACUGCUAAGCGUGGAAGAAGAGAAAACAAUAAAACUGAACACCAUGAAUUACACAUCUUUAAAAUUUGGAGAUGGAUACCGAAAGCAGCCUUUACUCUUUUCCUCACCAUCCUUGCACCCUCGCAGAUCUGUUCGCUCUAUCCCAUCCUCUCACACUGGGCUCUCCCCGCUCUCGCUCCUCUAUCAGUAUGGAGGACCAGUCUCUGAGGUUCACACUUUACUGGCGGCCCCUGUGCUGUCAUCCCAUCCCACCCCAAAUGACUUCUCACGGAAGGUAGAGGGAUUCUGGGUACUGAGAGAGCUGCAGAGUUGGCUGUGGAGAUCUGCAAAAGACUUCACCAGAUUGAAGAAACGACUGCGUGUUUAAGAUGACAGAGGCUUGGGUCCAAAACUUAGUGAGCUGAUUCUAACAAGGUGCGGUCACCUUUGGGGCCAUAAACAAAGAUGCAUUGCCUAUUGUCAGCAGUGUAGCAAUGUACACUAUUCACUCAAAAGAUUCAUUUCAAACCAGGUCGCUUUGGUCUACACUACACCCAACUAUUGCAGAUCUAGUUGUUUCUGCAAGUGCUCAGCACUUCAUUUUUUACCAUUCACAGCAUUUGCUAUUAGCUAAAUUGUUCAGGGUUUAGGACCAGGGGUGUCAUAAGUUGGGGAAAAGGGGGACAGAGUACAUAGGACUAGAAGACACUAGAAGAGACCACAAUGAAUUCACUAUCACUCACUAAUUUUCCUUUAACUUUAUUUCGUUAUUAAGGGGUCACCACACUGUCAUUCCAAUUAUUCCAAUCCUACCACAACCUACCCCUGAGAGUGCUGAACCCCUUAUGAAACUUAUGAACCCCCAGUGCUGGGAAACACCAAUACACACUCUCUUAUUCACACAUGCACACUACAAUUUUUAGUUUAUCCAAUUCCCCUGUACCACGUCUUCAGGGAAACCAAAUUUUACCUGUGCAUAGGGCUCAGAAUUCCUAGAAAUGUCACUGUCAAGAACAGAUAAGCCAGGACCUCACACUGAAACUGUGUUGGUGGAAAAGAUUUAGUGGUGAAACUAUGUGACCAAUUUAAACCUGCAUGGAGAAAUCUUUCACUUUCAUCCACAGAAUGUGUAACCCCGCCGGUCCUGCACCAAACCUGCUUCGAGCUGGGAUCGAACCGGCGACCAUCCGCAUGGGAGGUGGUUGCUCUACCAAGAAGGCUAAAGACGAUGGUUAGUGUUUGUCGCUAGAACACCUUUAGAGGUCAGAGGAGUGAGGUUUACCUGUACAACACUUCACUAGCUGGUCUCUGCUACACUCACCCCCCUAAACCUCACUCCCAUCCAGGUCACAGCAGCAAUGUAACCCAGCUGAUCCUACACCACCCAACCCGCUCUGAGCUGGGAUCGAACCGGCGACUUUCCACUUUCCACUUGGUAACUCUACCAAGGAGGCUAAAGACCAUGACCUCUAGCGUUUGUCGCUAGACCACCUUUAGAGGUCAGAGGAUUGAGGUUUACCUGCAGAGUACUAGCUGGUCUCUGUUACAAGUGCAUAAUUGUUGGAUGGAAUAAUCAAGCAGCUACACUGAACUACUGAUGUUUUGUGACAUCAAUUGAAAUAUAUUUAUAUUUGAAUUUGGAUUUGUCAUAAUUCAGGCUGUUUACAGUGCAUUUUAUUUGCAAGGCAUAGAUAAAGUUCGACCAGGUUUGGGCCCAAACGUGUCCACAUCAGGAACACGGAAUGCCGUCUGUGGAAGCAGCCUGCUAGGUUUUGUAGCAGAGCGGAAGAAACAGAUUGAUUCAUGCUCUAUGGAUGGAGAUCUAAGAACUUCAGAUGGUCACGCUUUGCAUUAAAUCACCAAACAGAAAAGAGCCGCCUGUACGUCACAGACAAAGGAAAGAGAGCGCCCAUUGAGAGAGCGAGACGUGAUUCAGCAGAAGGAAAGUGAAUCAUGUUUGGAGUCAUGCAGUAGUAAAAGGGUCAAUGGGCAAAAGUGGAGGAAAUGUGGCAUAACCAAAGAAACAAUGGAUUUUUGCUGCCUCACAAACUGAGUCAGUAAUGCCUCACUGACUCGUCUUUUUCCAGACGCAAAUACACACCUACACAUUUGGUAACAGAUGCACUAAUCUGAUGCUCAGAUGGCGUGUGUACCAACAGAAUAUCGGCCAUCUGAUAAAAUAUUAUUCAAAAACUUUGAUAUCUUGGUAAUACUACGUUUUCUAGAAAUGGUAUUUGGUAUUGGUAUUUGGAAUUGGUAUUUUUGUAGAAACAUGGAAUAGAUGAUACAGUAUGUCAAUAAUUUUGCCUUGGUACCAUGGUGUUAGUAGUAAUGUGGAGUAACUAAUCACAGUAUAUUAUAAUAUACUAUGGUUUUUAUAUGACACUUCAAUGAAGAGUCAGGGAUUUAAUGUAGGAAACCAUGUUUUUAUGUACCAUAGUAUUCUUGGCAAAAGGAAAAGGAGGGAAAUUUCGCACCAUGAUCAAAGUACUAUGGAAUUACUGUUUAAGAACAAUGCCAACCAAUCAGUACUGUGGUAUAUUUUCUCACAUGGUAUUUUUAGAAGAACUUAGAAAUGGUAUACCUAUAUAUUUACACACUAUAGCAUUACAAUUCAUUUACCGUGGUACUUCCACAGUUCUUUGCUUUUCAGAUAAGGCAUUUCACACAUGAACAUGAGCUAAAAUGCAGGUGAGAGAGUGUAUAGAUAUGAGUGUUUGUGUACAGUCUGUACAGUGUUUUCUGUAUGUGUGUAUAUGUCUGUUAUAUUUAUUUAAUACUAUUUAUUUCUCUGGGGUACGACUGUAUGAUGUCACAUGUUUUUUUGCAAUGAGUACAAAAGACCUUUACUGGCUACACUAUGGGUGUGUGUGUGUGUGUACUCUUACCCCUUGAGGAAAACCAGAGGGACUGGGAGAAUAGCAAGAGUUUUAUUCGUCUGUCUGAGCAAAAUUUAUGACCACUCCAUUCUUUCAUGUAAUCCCACAUCCUCUCAUCCCUCUCUUCCCCUCUAUCUCUCUCUCACGCCUCUCCUCUUCCCUAGCGCUCACCUAGUACUGACACACACACAUAUACACGCACACACACAUAAACACACAAAUUUAGUUAGCUAUUACACUUAUUUACAGUGCU
Danio aesculapii is the source of this 4264-nucleotide messenger RNA. RefSeq names its product cardiotrophin-like cytokine factor 1 (gene clcf1). The record is from RefSeq and is a predicted model, not a curated record. Lineage: Eukaryota; Metazoa; Chordata; Actinopteri; Cypriniformes; Danionidae. The transcript has 3 exons. Bases 378 to 1520 code for a protein of 380 amino acids.